UGGAAUCCAUAGCUGCAGCCUGCAAAUCUCUCUUAAGAUCAGCCAACAGGAUUCAUAGAUUGUUUCUGAACCUGGUGAAUUCAUGAUUGACGCUUGUGUUUUGGCUAAGAUUGGAGCUUUGAUUAACAAAGGCAAACAGUUUUUACCCUAACUUUCUGUGUUCUAGGGUUCAAACGCUUGGUGCUGGAGAACGUUAGGUACUGAUCUAACCGAUCAUCGUAAAAAGGGGAUAUAAUAUCGGGUCUGUUGUAGAUAAUAAUCUGUGGAGGAGGAAUGCCUCGAGAUAGGGAAUUAUCUCGGUCGCCGUCCUAUAAAAGGCGUAGGUAUUCAAGGUCACCGUCGCCGGUUGGACACAGGUAUAAAAGCCGCAGAGAUAGAAGUCGAAGAGAUCGAAGCAGCCAAUCUCCUUAUUCUUAUAGCAGGCGGAGAAGCCGCUCAAUAUCUCCACGUCGCCACCGCCGUAGAAGCCGUUCACCAACUCCUAGACGACGCAGAAGUCGCUCUUCAACUCCAAGGCGUCAUAAGCGACAAAAAAGCAGGAGCUCCUCAUUGUCUCCUAUUGCCAAAUCUCCUGGUAUUGGGUCCAUAGAGUGCAAAAUUGUUGGUGAAAAUUUGAAAAAAGAAGAGGAGGAUGAAAGGAAAAGGCGUCAGCACGAAGCCGAACUGAAGUUAAUGGAGGAAGAAACUGCAAAAAGAGUGGAGGAGGCGAUAAGGAAGAAAGUCGAAGAAAGAUUGGGGUCUGAGGAGAUCAGGCUGGAAAUCCAGAGGCAACUGGAGGAGGGGAGGAAGAAAGUUCUUAGUGAUGUCGUAGCUCAACUCGAGAAAGAAAAGGAAGCUGCAGUUAUCGAGGCUAGACGAAAAGAGGAACAAGCUCGAAGAGAGAAAGAAGAGCUGGAAAGGCUGGUUGAACAAAACCGAAAGAGAAUUGAAGAAGCUCAGAGGAGGGAAGCCAUGGAGCAGCAACGAAGGGAGGAAGAGCGUUACAGAGAACUAGAAGAGCUCCAACGACAAAAAGAAGAAGCUUUACGUAGAAAAAAGCAACAAGAGGAAGAAGAGCGCGCUAAACAGCAGAAAUUGCUAGGCAAGAACAAAUCCCGACCCAAGUUAUCUUUCGCUUUAGGUUCAAAAUGAUGUUCAUGUUCACGACCCCACGACACUGUUUCCAUUUUUUACCAUUUUUCUGCCAGCUAUAUCUCUUUCGUGCCUUUUGUAUUUCCGACAAAGAAAAACACAAGAUUUUUAUGAACGCGAGUUUUCUGGCUCGCUUUAUGAUCUCCGUAUUUCAUGGCAAUUUUGAC
Molecule: messenger RNA, 1298 nt
Organism: Cynara cardunculus var. scolymus (artichoke)
Lineage: Eukaryota; Viridiplantae; Streptophyta; Magnoliopsida; Asterales; Asteraceae
Exons: 5
Coding region: 274-1131 (285 amino acids)
Cellular component (GO): nucleoplasm; mitochondrion
Molecular function (GO): cadherin binding
Source: RefSeq, a predicted model, not a curated record